AUGGAGCUGGAUGGUCCGGGAAUUCUAUCUUCCUCAGGUGCCUCAUACUUCCAUCAGUAUGACAACAGCUCUGGGAGCCAGUUCCCACCUUCCCCCAUGAGGUCCAACUUGGAUUCGUCGCGAUACGAUGGUCGAGAUUUCCCCGCUUCCACGGACUGUGACAGCAGCCCUGAUGGAUCUCAUUUGCAACACGACUUCACCGGAUUCAGUUUCACCAACUAUGACAUGCUGGUGCAAGCCAACAGGGAGAAGAUUAACAAAAUCAGGGCAGAGUUUGGAGAGUCAAUGGAAGAAGCAACGCCUCAAUCCAGUGACGAUGAAUCAAACAAUACCAGGAAGACUGUGUGA
This is a messenger RNA of Ostreobium quekettii, 348 nucleotides long. NCBI's taxonomy places the organism in Eukaryota, Viridiplantae, Chlorophyta, Ulvophyceae, Bryopsidales, Ostreobiaceae. The record is from the annotation of a GenBank genome assembly.